CCAUCAAUGAAGCAACCAAUCGACAGCUUCUCUCCCUCUUUAAUCGCUUUCAUAUUAAACCCCUCUCUUUUUUAAGCCAUUCAAAAACAACAAAUGCUCCCUUCUUUUUUCCUUAUCCCACACCGAACACCUCCUCCACCAGCUUCUUCUCCAUCAUUAUGUCGACUACUACUUCUCAUCCUCUUCUGCAAUCCUCCUCCGCUACUGCCACACGGCGGGUCCCUCCUCCCUGCUGGACUAAAGGGGAAACACUGGUGUUGAUCAAGGCUUACAAGGACAAAUGGUUCGCUCUUCGACGUAGGAACCUGAAAGCGUUGGAUUGGGACGCCGUGUCGGAUGCCGUAUCCUCCGCGUCCGAUCCCGGGACUGUGAAAUCGUCUGUUCAGUGCCGGCAUAAGACCGAGAAGAUGAGGAAGCGUUACCGUGCAGAGAAGAAGCAGAGAAUACAUCUCUUCAUCUCCAUCUUCAUGAAUCAUUACCGGGCAAGGCAUGAUCGGCACUCCAUCUCCGUGAUGAGGAAGUGUUACCGUUCUCGUUUGGAGCGUUACCGUGAUGAGGAAUCAUCUGUUCAGUGCCGGCAUAUUGAUGGGAACUCUGGGUCUAGUCCCGGUGUUCAUUAUGAAUAUGGUGGUGGGUAUGGUUCAAGUUUUAAUUUUGAUGACAGAUUGGGAAGUGAGCAUGGGGUGAAAUGGCAUGGAAAUGGGGAUUUUGUGGAUAAAGGAACUAAAAAUUUUAAGAGUAACGGUAGAAUUGGCGAUGGUUAUGGUUCUAUUGUUGAUUUUGAUCAUAGUUUUGCUCAAGAUGUCGAUAGUCUUCAGAGUUUCCUCUUAAGACCUUAGGUGAUCAGUGUUUUUUGAACGUGGGAUUCAAACCAAAAAAUUAUUGUUGCCCCAAUCUAAAUUAUAAUUAUGAUAAUGACUCAAAUGAUGAAGAAAUGGCGUUUCGAGCAAGAGAUUCAAUGCCUCAAGCUUUUCAACAAAAGAAAAAUGGUAGAGGUCAACAAAAGAAACGUGGUAGAGGUGAUUGGAACUUUGAACCAGGUGGUGACUUUGGGGGUUUAAAUGGAGUUGCUUCUUUUUCAAGGCAAGGGCUUGGGAGGAAGAACGCUAGUGCUGGGUUCAAGAGGGGUUUAAAUGGAGUUGUUGGCCGAAGGGUUUCUGUGGAUGGAGAUGGUAAGGGAGAUUGAGAAGAUGAGAAUGGAGAUAGAGAUGAAACACAACGAGAUGAUACUCGAGUCGCAGCAAAAGAUCAUGGAUGCAUUUUCUAAUGCAUUUUUGUCGAAA
Molecule: messenger RNA, 1283 nt
Organism: Hibiscus syriacus
Lineage: Eukaryota; Viridiplantae; Streptophyta; Magnoliopsida; Malvales; Malvaceae
Exons: 3
Coding region: 159-839 (226 amino acids)
Cellular component (GO): nucleus
Molecular function (GO): transcription cis-regulatory region binding
Source: RefSeq, a predicted model, not a curated record